This is a messenger RNA of Porites evermanni, 6209 nucleotides long. The record is from the annotation of a GenBank genome assembly. NCBI's taxonomy places the organism in Eukaryota, Metazoa, Cnidaria, Anthozoa, Scleractinia, Poritidae.
AAGGCUUUUCAAGAUGGCGGCUCUUCCGCAAAAGAAGUACUACCGCCAAAGAGCGCAUGCCAACCCCAUGGCGGAUCACACACUUGAAUAGUGAGUAGCCUUUGAUUAACAUGAUUUAUAUGCUAGUUUUUGCUAAAACAUUUUCGGUUUAUCUCCGUAAGGAGGUAAAAAACCUGCCAUCAACCACUAAAACAGGGUCAGGAUCCCAUGCCAAGAGUUUGGGGAAUCCCACUGCCCGAGUAAGGUUCAAAUCCCGUACCUCGUCAAAAAAGUUUGAUUUUUCCCGAAUCCUGCAGUAUUCUUCCCGGAUCCCGAGAAUACUCUUCCAGAACCUGCUAAAAGCCAUGAGUGGUGCAUGUAGGGGACAUUCCAUUUUUUAUUCGCACCCCCGCCCCCCGGAAGAUGACCAGAAUCCGAACCCUCCGAUUUAUGUCGACGUUCUAUGAAAAAGGAAAUUCAAAGGGUUCGUUCUCUGUGUGCUCCUUUGAAAAAUUUGUCUGAAGGGUCAAAAUUUUGUGGGCUUUUUGGAAGAAAAAAUCUGAACUCCCCCCCACCCCCUAUUCGAAAACCCCUCAUCCUUAGGGGCCUGUGGAUACAAAAAGGAACGUCCCUAGGCUGAAAUGUUAGAAAAGUAAUGAUGUUUCUGCACAACCCCAUUUUUCUCUUAUUCCUACAUUUUUUACUCAAACUCUAUAAACACUUGCGAGUUAAAUCAGGCUAAUUUUACCCUCUUGUAUGUGUACUAGUUAGAUUAAUCACAUGCUGGAAAUAAUACUGUAAAAUUUGCCGCCAAUGUGGCUGGGUGUCCUUUAUCUAUAGCAUUCCUUUGUGUUAACUUAUAUAUCACAGUGUAGCAUCAUAUUUGACACAUUUAGUCCAGAUUAGAUAAGUUUACUGUUACUGUUCUAAGCAUUAGGAAAAUACCAAGACAAGACAAGACAAGAUGAUUUAUUAAACAAUGCAAUCAGCCUUUAGGUCAGGACACUCAGCUGAAAAAGCCUUGAUCAGACUCACGGAUCAGAUUCUAAAAAACAUGGAUAAUGACGAAUGACAUGCUUGGUGGUUGUCUGGUGAAGGAUGUUGAAGUUUUGAAAUGAUUGUUUGAGGUUGAUUAAAAUUAACAACAUUAUUUCCUCUUUUGCUGUUUCUAGCCCUGUUUCACCAGAUGCCAUGGAUUGGCAUAGUUUGUUUCCCGCUUUCUUUCCUGAGAAGGUUGAAACAGAUGAAAUCACACAUUCAAGGUGCUCAAAAGUAGAGUUUGCAGACAUUGGCUGUGGUUAUGGUGGCUUGCUAGGUGGGACAAUAAAUAAUGCUAAGUGGCAUGUUUUCACUCUCUGUUAGCUGUAUUAGUGCAAUAAAUGAUAACAACAUAAUCCCAAUACUUGCCUACCUGUUGGUUAAUUUGUCUUUUUUGUCCUUUUCUUGUUUUUAGUUGAUCUGUCACCAAUGUUUCCAGAAACUUUGAUGGUUGGAAUGGAAAUAAGACUCAAGGUCUGAAAUGAGAUAAUCUGUUCUCUGAAACAAAGUGCUAGAGUUUGUCAUUAAAUAGUUACUGAAUUAGUCUAGUCGCUCUCCUUCACAGCCCUUAUUUCUUAUCAGAGGUGGCCUCUCCUCUAAGCCUGGUGGUUUCUUGAAGUCUCCUUGCCUAACAACAUGCUGUAUUCUGUAAAAUUCAUUUUAUCAAUCAACGCUAAUAAAUGAUGAUGAUUAUGAAUCCUACUCAUAGAUAUAAUAUUCAAUUACAACAAUAAUAAAAAUUGUCGUAGUGUUCAUCAUCAUCAUCUACUGCUUAUCCUGAUGGACGUCGCGUCUUUGACCGCACAGGGGAAAUGACUUUUGUUUCCGUUGUUAUCAGUCUCAGAUUGUUGGGAUUAGUUGUUUCAGAAAGUAGGGUCCCUAGUCUUUCAAGAUAGCUUGCCCCAACCAGUGUCCAAGGUAGAAGGAUCCUAUGCCUGGUGCCAGUUAUGGGAGCCAACACUAUGGAUUAUGACAUCAGGUGCCUCCUCAACAACAUCCAUCACCCGCUGCCAUGACUUCACGUAACCGUGAUCGGGGGGCUGACUGGGUACUACACCAUGCUCACAGGUGACCCAUAGGCUAGCGGAGGGAAGGAAUUGCCUUACUUCUCCCGUUGGUAGAGGAUACCCCUACCCCACUAACCUAGUUGUAGUGUUAGGUAAAAUAUAAUGUUUCUGCUUUUUCAAGUCUAGGUCAGUGACUAUGUGAGUGACAGAGUGACAGCUUUAAGGAAAGCUCACCCAGGCAAAUAUCAGAACAUUCAUGUUAUCAGAACAAAUGCAAUGAAGUAUCUUCCAAACUACUUUCACAAGGGACAGGUGGGUCACAAAACCUCCAGUUUACACACUUUUUGCUGUAGAGUGAAAGCCUCCAAAAAUCAAGAACAGUUAAUGGCAGUGUUUGUUGGUGAUGAUGAUGAAGAUGAUGGUGAUGAUGAUGAUGACAGAUCAGCAUGAUCACAGUCAAACAGCAUUACAUCAUUGUAUUGUUUAGGCCGAUGAUAAUGGACGUAACAAAAUUACAGGCGAACCUCUCCACAACUGCCAUUUUUUGUGCCUAGUUCAUGCUUACUGUGUACCAUAAUCAUGUUAAGCCAAUCAUAUAUAAUGUAUAGAGAUAAAAUGCACAAAAACUUGAAUUAUGUCUUGAAUCAAAAUGUUAACGUGACAAAACAAGCAAUGUUUGCAACAUUCGCUAUAAGUAUGGUAGACAAUUAAUUUGCUUACUGCAGCUGUAUAAAUGAAGCAAAAUCAAAAUAUGAAUGGAUGAAUUAUGAAUGAAAAACUUUAUUUAAGUGUCUAUGUUUUUAGCUGUAAGCUAAUGGGGGACACAAUGAUUGCUGCGAUUGAUCAUAAACAUGCCAGUUCGUGUCAAUUCUUGACUUUUUCAUCAGUCGCUGAAAAAAACUGGCCGUUUUCAUGAGGUUAUUUUGGCAGUUGGGGACAUGCAUGAAGAGAGGUGGCCAUUCCUUUUCUUGUAAUCUAAUAUGCAACAAUACUUAUUUCAUUUUUGCAGCUUAAAAAGAUGUUUUUCUUGUUUCCUGAUCCACAUUUUAAACAAAAGAAGCACAAGUGGAGAAUAAUCAGGUGAAAAUUCCAUUUAAUCUUUUUUUUUUUUUGUCAUUUCACAUGAGAUUGUCAUUUUCCACAAAAUAAUGUUAGCACUUUAUUAUUUUAUUCUGUUGUAUUCAGGGAAUUGAGCCAAUAAUGAUACUUUCUUUUUAGUCCCACCUUGCUGGCUGAAUACGCAUAUGUUUUGGCAGUUGGGGUAAGUAAAACAGCAGUAAUCUUUUUAUUUAUUAUUUGUUUAUUUAUUUAUUUGAUUUGUUUAAGGUUACAAUAUUUUGAUAGUACUUAAGAAAUAAUUACAAUAUUGAACAGGAGGUCUAAUUCAAGCCUUUCUGAACUUUUUGAAAAUUGUCAAUUUACACCAAUUUCAUUUGAUUACAUAGACAAUUUUGGCUAAGAAAAUAUGGUUUUACAUCAUCAAUACUAUAUAUAGGUGCUUACAUGGAAUAUAUAUCAAUAAAAUAUUGUACAAGUGUGGAAUCACUGUUUCAUUCUACCUCUUUACUCAUAAUAAAUGUUGUCAAUAUAAUGUUCUGUUGCCAUACAAUAAAACCCUGCAACUGAGAACCUGGAUUUUUCCAAGUUUACCUUAACAGGUUCUUAUAUAAAUGAUAGUUAAUUAGCCCAAGUUUAGGCUAUUUAGGUUCUUAUUUUCUGAAGAAAAAAAAUACAAUAUGGCUAAGAGUGCACAUUGCAUUUACAUUGCAGCUGUAGUGGUAUGGCACCUAUCUAUUCAAAGGGGAUUCUCACUUUUUGACUUUUUUUAUUUUCAAAAUCUCACUUGUUUAACUACAAUUGACUCUCCAUAAUGUCAGGGAUUCUCAUAGUAAAAGGCUGAAGUUGAUUGCCAUUUGUUGGUCCUCAGAAUAGACAGAAUGUACUUUAAUUACUCUCUUUUUAUCAUGAUCUUUUUCUAUUAUAUAUAUAUUUUAAUUCUUUUAAAACUGUUGACCACUAUAAAUGCAUUGUAGUUUUAUGACAACCACCAAUGUCAAUUAUGUGUCUGCCUUGUCACUCAUCUAUAAAUCAGGCUUUUCAAUGAGUAAUUAACGAAAUUACUAAAUAGAUACAAACUAGAGUGCAUCUGGUUUUGUAUUCUUCUAUUCAUUGCUUUUUUCUGUAACAUAAUUUUUUUUCUCUUUUAUUGUGGCCGUCUCAACUAACUCAGAAGCUAAUUACCCCUAUAAAGCAUUGUCCUUUUAUAACUGGAAGAUGUUGAAGUUGUAAGUAGUAGUUGUUGUUAUUGACAGUAAAGAACCGUGCCUUGUUGUUUCUGUGUUUUAGGGUCUUGUGUACACAAUAACUGAUGUACCUGACUUGUGUGAUUGGAUGAAAAAGCACUUCACAGAACAUCCAUUAUUUGAAGAAGUCAAAGAAGAUGAGCUGGUAAAAAAUGCCUUUUGUAUCUAGCCUCCCUGGCUAUCUUAACAUCAUUAGAAUUUAUCAUUCACGGCUUUCUCAAAAUUGGGACAGGUGGUUCUAAAAGGGAUGAUGAUAACCCAGGACCAGUGCAAACUUUGAAUUCAAAUCAGAGCUCUUACAUAGAAAUUCACGUAAAAUAUAUUUGCGUUUAAUUUGACAUGUCGAUAUUCUAAAAAUGACAAGUUGAGAUUGACUGGGAAAAUGCCUUUGAUGAAAAGAAGGGAAAGGGGAUUAACAUUAAACCCCGGCUAAGCAAUAAUUGGCCUAUGAACAACUCCUCAUCACUAGAGAUGUUUUGCACGAUAGAGACUCUCCCGCGACAUAUCUUUAGUGGCAAUAGUUGUUUGUCAGCCAAUUAGUGCAUAUGGUCAUUUUAAAGCGUCCAAACAUCAAAUUGGUCCCUGGAGUCUUAAAGCAAUUUUCCCUUUGCCUCCGACUUGCUAAAUAAUGUGACUGCUUGUUUGAUGAUGGCACAAGACUAAAGAACUUCCUAAUUAUAUGCAGUCUGUCUCUUGAAUGACCGAACAUCCAAAAGUAGGCGGUCUUUUAAGGCAAGUGAUUUCUUCCCAAGAACAUCUUGAUAUGAGGGUCCCUAACUCAUCCACUGGUCUCCUUCUUGUCUCUCUCUCUCUCUGUCUGAAACAUUAAUAAUAAGCGAGUGGGAGAAGCAAGUGGGGGAGGGAGAGGCAUGCGUAGUAGUCAGAGAUGGACCCACAUUUGAGUUUACAUUUAAGUAGAUCAUAGCAGUAGUGUUGAGUUCUAUCAAUAAGCAGUGACAGCCAGCAGAAAGUGUCCACUGCUUUGCCUAGUUUGCUACUAUUUAUUGAAGAAUAUUGAGAAAGAUUUAUGCCAACCCUGUUGAUACAAUUGGUUACCCCACUCAAACCAGCUGCCUACUUCAAAUUUCAUUAAAACCCAGAGAGUCUUUAUUGAUUCAAUUGCACUUUUUUCUUUAAGGCACAGGAUCCAGUGGUAGAAAAAUUGUACGAGAGCACUGAGGAGGGACAAAAGGUAACAAGGAACAGUGGAGUCAAACUUGUGGCUGUGUUUCGGCGUAUCCAGGAUUCGUAUGGUCAGUAAAGUGGAUCGGUUUGUCCGAUCGGUUUUAAACUGGCUCCUGGUAAGACAGUAUCCUGGACAGAGAAGACUCUUUAGGAAGCUUUGCUUUCAAAAGUGCCAUCUUAAAUGUAAGCCAUUGCCAAAGGGAGCUAGGAAAAGGCAAGUCCACACAGAAGAAGAGCCACUCAGCCUUGGACAGAACGGGAUAUAUUCAAUCAUAGCCCUCGGUAUUUUGCCUAUUGUUGGCAACAAAUCCGCAUGACAGGGAUAAAAAUAAUUUUUCCGGUUUAGUUAUCAUAAAAAGGGGAGAGAAGGGUAAAAUCUUUUUCAUAAUGACUGUUCAACAAGGCCGGGUCCAAUAAGAAAUGGAAGCGGAAGACAACCCUGUCAAGCCAAUACAGCAGUUUAUUAAAGAGUCGGGCUUCUUGAUCUCUGCUCAGUUAAGGCCUCUUUUUGCACUUUCUUGAGGCUCCCUCUUUUUUAAAUUUAAAUUUUAUUUUUGAAUUACAAUCUCUACUGUGGGCGAGACAAAUUUUUGCCUGUUUUUCACUGUGUUUUUUGGAGACUAAAUACUUGUCGACGGAUUCGCUUUUCUCCUGUGAAAGUUAAAGCUCAAAUUUUAAGAAACGACCAAACCCUGAG